AUGCGAUACAGAUACCCUAACUUUCUCGGUUUUGAAACGCUUUCGAAUGUUACCGAGCUCAUUGCCGACGCGGAGCCUCCAGCGUUCCUUGUUCUGUCAAUUGCAGAUGUCUCCCAUAAGACAGAGAACACCAACUCCAGUCAGAUCCACCGUCGCGAAGGGGCGGAAUGCCGCUGUCUCCCUCUUCCGGCGGCAGGUGGAUUCGCCAACGCCAUUGGAGUUCGACGAGAUACCGAUUCAGCUCCUAUUCCGAACGGAAAAUGA
Molecule: messenger RNA, 264 nt
Organism: Sphenostylis stenocarpa
Lineage: Eukaryota; Viridiplantae; Streptophyta; Magnoliopsida; Fabales; Fabaceae
Source: the annotation of a GenBank genome assembly